Phanerochaete carnosa HHB-10118-sp is the source of this 2016-nucleotide messenger RNA. RefSeq lists its product as uncharacterized. The transcript has 9 exons. Gene Ontology annotation, cellular component: GID complex. NCBI's taxonomy places the organism in Eukaryota, Fungi, Basidiomycota, Agaricomycetes, Polyporales, Phanerochaetaceae. Gene Ontology annotation, molecular function: protein binding. The record is from RefSeq and is a predicted model, not a curated record. Gene Ontology annotation, biological process: proteasome-mediated ubiquitin-dependent protein catabolic process. The coding region runs from base 525 to 1946 and encodes 473 amino acids.
ACGCUACGCGAGCAUUUCUCAUCGCUCUUUCCACCUUACACCCUUCCGACCCACCAGUUCUUAAAGCCGCACUCGCGCGAGGACUGCGCGUGCUGACGGUUGCGCUCGCCGAUGUUGUCGGGCCCGCAGAGUGGGGGUUGCAAGCACACAUGCCAGACAUGCAAGGCGAUGCAAAAGAUACCCUGGACACUCUAUUCCAAGUCGAUGCCUUGGAUGUGUACCUUCCCCUACUGUGCGACUCGUCGGCGCAGGUGUGCGCAUCUAUAGCGCAGCUCCUCGCAAACUCCCUUCGGCUGCAGGUGUACAGGACAUCGGUGUCCGAGUGGUUGCCUCUCUCGGAACGGCACAAGGAGGUCAAGGGGAAGCGCGGCUGGGAGAAGGCAGACAACCAAAAAUCUCCUAGUCGGUCUGGAGGAUGGGCAGCUCGACAGCUUUCCUUGUUACUGCACCGUAAAGAUGUCAAGCUUCAAGAAGCUGCAUUAUUCGCUCUUGCUGCACUAUCAAAAGACAACCCUGCUGUGGCAAUGAAGCUGGCGCGAACAGCUCCAGACCAGGCCCCUGUACUAUCCACAGUACUGUCAAUGUGCAAAUCCCGCGUAAUAGAUCAGCAAGUCGCAGCCUGUCUUUGUGCGACAAAUAUUAUUCGAGCCGGAUUCAGCCCUCAGUAUCUGCAUAUGGACCACUCGUCUCCUAUGACAGUCACGCAUGUUGUCAACAGCUUGAUCUCCUCUGAGAUGGAGAAGCCGAUCACUCGGACCAAGGCCUGCUAUAUCAUGUAUUACCUCGUGUGCGACGACAAGGACCUCUGUCAGCUCGCCUUCGACCGCGGUUCUCUAACCAAGCUAGCUAAUCUCGUCAGGUCUAUCACUCCAAGCGAACCUGCGCCAGGCUGGGACGAAGACGAACCAGAAAGCAUCGCACGACUCCGCGAGGCAGCUCUCACAGCCAUUGCAGCCAUUGCGCUCUUUGAGGACGACAUCCGCAGUGAGGUGACAGACACACUGCGGAUGAUACCCCAUAUCCAGAUAUCGUUGGCGCACCAUCACCCUGCUGUGCGGUAUGCCGCGUGUCAGUGCGUUCGCUCCCUCAGCCGUGCAGUCUCAGUCCUACGAACAAGCAUUGUCGACUCUGGGCUCGGGCUCUCUGUAUACCAGGUGUUCUGCAAGGAAGACGAAGAUCCGAGGGUAAGGCACGCAGCAAGCUCGGUGAUAUGUAACCUUGUUACAGACUUUUCUCCUAUGAAGGAGACUCUUCUAAGCCAAGGUGUCAUAGAGCGUUGUGUGAAGCUUCUGGACACUCCCGAGCAAGCGCUGGCACUAAACGCAUUGUGGACUUUCAAGAACCUCUUGUACAAGAGUAAUACUGAUCUCAAGCGGCAAGUGAUGGAAGCGUUAGGCUGGAGGACGCUGCAGCGGCUCUUAACGCAUGAAAGCCCAGACUUCCAAGAGCACGCCUUCCAUGUCGCGAGGAAUAUCGCGGACAACGAGGCGGGGAUAGAGAUGGUCUUCGAAGGCCUUGGGCCUAGUGUUCUGUUAAGUACUGUGAGCCAGGGCUUAGAUUCGGAGCACGACGACGUUCUGCGACAGGCCGCAUUCCUCCUCGGGAAUCUCGCGAACAGCCCGAAGCACCAACGCGACAUCCUAUCGCACCCACGCAUACUUAUCUCCUUGCGUCAAUGCCUCAUCGACGCAAAAGUGGACGUCCGCCGGCCGGCCGUCGCGUGCGUGCGCGAGCUCAUCCGCGCGAACCCUCACAGCUACCGCGAGCUGCACGACGCCGGGAUCGACACGACGCUCCGGCACAUGUGCGAUUACGGUGGAGGGCUGGCUGCGGCGAGCCCGAUGGCGUCCGCUUUCUCGAUGGGUGUUGAGGAGGACAGCGAAGUGCGCGAGAAGGCGCGCGAAGCGCUGAGAUGGCUCGAGCGGAGUGGGGAGAUGGGUAUGUGAUCUGUGGGCCUGUAUCAUGUACUUCAUGGACCGAUUUACUGUGCAACCCUUGUAUAUCUGCAAUGCAUGG